Molecule: messenger RNA, 2338 nt
Organism: Ananas comosus (pineapple)
Lineage: Eukaryota; Viridiplantae; Streptophyta; Magnoliopsida; Poales; Bromeliaceae
Product: WPP domain-interacting protein 2-like
Exons: 2
Coding region: 303-2096 (597 amino acids)
Source: RefSeq, a predicted model, not a curated record
CUUACUUUCCUUCUGAUCUUCCUCGCUCCCUUCCCCCUCCUCCAUCCCCAGAACCCUGUUAAAAAGAAAAGAAAAUAAAAGGAAAAAGAAAAAAAAAAAAAGGAAAAUCCAAACCGAGAUCAUAAUUCCUCUCGUAAUUCGCGCCCCAAAUUAGUUUAUUUUUCGUGCUCUUCCCCCGCGAAUUUCGACGGCUAAUCUCCCAAUGUUCUUGAUUCCUUGCUGAUAGAAGAAAUUGGUCGUAUUCGUGGCGUUGAAUUGUUGUUGUUUUCUCUCUUGUUUUAGUAGUUUGUUGCAGCUUACACAUGGAUUCGGAGGAGAAUUGCUCUAAGUCCGAGUCGCAUGUUGCGGGAGAGGGGAAGGAGAGUGAAACCCUAGAAAAGAGGAGAUCUUGGGGUGGAAUUAAGGUGGAGAUCAAUGGAGAUUUGGACUCCGAGACUAAUUCUCCAACAAAAAUAGGAGCGGGAGAUAAAAUUGGAGGGGAAAAAGGAAGCUUGGCUCGUCCUGGUGAGGCAGCAUCUUCUUCAUCUCCUAAGGAAUCCGAAGCAAAUGGAGAUGCAAUCGAAGGGGAAAUUUCAUCGAAGCCGGCCCCCCCGAAGGGCUACGGAUUGAAGAAAUGGAGGAGAUACAGGCGCGAUUCCAAUAAGGAAGGAUCGAGCCACGCUGAUUCCGCUCAGGAUCACAAACGCCGCCUCUCCGAUUCGCAGAACCGCCCAGAAGAGCAGCACAAGCAGAAGAGCGACGUUGAAGCCGAGAGCUCGGCCGCCUCGAUUGAAUCGAGGAUUGUAGGAGAAGCCCCCCUUUCGGCUGCCGCAGGGGCUUUAGAUCAGGAUCUAGGGUUACUAAUCGCAUCUGCCGGGUUUUCCAUCGGUGCGGAUUCGGAGAACAGCGAGGAUCGGAGUAGCAAGUCGUCGACAGCUGCGAGUGCUCCCAGGUUUAGGCAUGAGAGUGUCGGAUUUGGUAGGGAGAGAGGUAGGGCGAAGAGUGGUAGUGGGAAAGGGUCGGGUCAUGUAGUGCAACAAAGAACUCCGCGUGGGAGUGGGAGUGGGAGAGGAAGUGGACUUGAUGCUAGUAAGAAAUCUAGGGGAGAUUGGGCUAGAAUUGUGGUGGAGAACUCGCAUUCGAGUGUUGAGUCCGAUUUGCGGAGCUCAAAUGCGGCGUUUGUGCGGUCGAGUAGCAUGGUUAGUAACGGAAAGCAUAGCGAGAAGUCUGUGAGUUACGACGGAGAGAAUAGUGAUGACGGCCAGCAGAGCGAGGAGGUCCGAUCGGCUUACUACACUGAGAAUGGGAGUGCUGAGAAUUUCUCGAGGGAAGAUGCAGAUCGAGUCGAAGAGAAUGGUCAGAAAAAUGACAGCCACUCAGAUAUUGAUCCCUUUGUCGAGUCGAUUGUUUUGCUUCGAACCGCACAGGAAGCGCUUGAAACUGAAAUCCAAAAAUUGGUGGAAAUGGGGAAAGAUCCAAUACUUGAUGACUUUGCUGUCAACUAUGAAGAAGCAGAAGGGAGUAGUUCAAUGAGUUUUGAGCCACAUAUACUUGAAUUAAAUCGAAAGAUAGAGCAUCUCGAAUGCAAGUUGAAAGAAGCAUCAGAUACUAUUAAUGCAAAGGAAUUGAGGUUGCUUGAGCUUCAAACAAUUGUUGACAAAACCCAGUCAAAGAAAACAGAAACAGAGAGCAAUGAUCUCUCUCUCCUUCGAGAGGAUCUCAACGAGAUGGAGUCUGAAAUUGAGCUCAUGCUAGAGAAAAAGAUGGAAGCAGAAGUUGAGUAUCUGAUCAUGACCAGAACUACUCAGAGUUGGAAAUUUCAAUUUGAGGAUCAAAUCGCGCUGUUUGAGGAGCAAAAGUCUCUCUCCUCGGAUGGUGAACAAAUGAUGCUUAAGCUGCGAGAAAAUGAAAGCAGGGCUGUCUUGUUAAAAGAGCAGGCGGAGAAAUUAGAAGCUCAAUGCAGUGAGCUCUCUGUGACAGCAGAGGUCCUGAAGCUGCAGAAUAGAGCCUGUAAGGUUUCUUUCUUUCUUUUCGUUCAGUUUGUUUUGUUGUGCAUUGCCAUAGGGUUGUUUCUACUGCAGUUGUUACCUCAAUCUGGUGAUGUUGUACCCACUUAAUUUUGUCAAAGCUACGUAGGUGUACCUUCCAUGUUUUUGUAAGUUCUCCUGUAAGACAAUCAAUCUCAGGAACAUUCUCAGGCAAGAUAGUUGUAUUUGGCAAUUCCCAAGUAUUCUAGCACCUGCCAAUAAUAAUUCAAUUCCCCGCAGUUUCAUGGUAAGUACCUCAAAUACUAAGUGGUGGGUUUGUUUAUUUGUUUGUCCAUCUCUCUUGAGUAAUGGUAUUCUUCUGUUUCUGAACA